AUGCACGAGGUCAUCUCUCUAUCAUGUUCUCAGAGAUCUGGUCAUCUCCUAACUCAUCUAUAUAACGAGCAGGAGUCACAUAUUCCGUAUUCAAAAGAUGUGAAACUUUCCCAUUCAAAUGAUGUGUUUCUAUGGCCAAUAAGAGCUGGAGGCAAGAAUAACUACUAUCCCAGAAGUAUAAAUUUCGAAUAUUCUGGAGGCUUCGGGUUUUUGAGUAGAUACGAAUACCAUGAACCAAAAGUGGAUCUUUCCAAAUUGGAGGGUGUGCAUCUUUCAUCAAAGAGUAGGGUAGAAAAGAACGAGUUCCAACAGAAUUUAGACAAUGGUACUCCCACCGAUAACAGUUUGCUUAAUGUCAAUAAUACCAAGUAUUGGACUGAUUACAAUAAGUUGAUUUAUAGGCCUCAGUCUCUUGUGGAAUUGGAAAACUUUGAUUAUCCAGAAGGAAAGCAUAAGCACUUUCAAAAAUUGACAUUUCAGAACUAUCAAUAUGGAGAGCAAGAGUUCAAGCUCCUCUUUGAUGUUUGUGAUGAUGCAUUCCGUAAGAACCUUGAGGGCCUGGAUAAUAUCCAAGGAAUUAAUUUUUUUAGUGAAGUGGACAAUGCUUGGGGAGGAUUCACUAAUGAGAUGAUUGUGCUGUUGAAAGAUGAGUACUUCAAUAAUGGAGUUAACAGCAAAUACAAUUUAUGGUGUUAUGGGCUUCUAUCACCAAAGGAAAACCCAUUGACGAGAAUAAAGUCUAUUAUUGAGCUUUCAAAGAGUAGCACUUUAUUCAUUCCUCUCAGACCUGUUGACCACACCUCUUUCCUCAACGAAAACUUCGACAAGACCAGCCUCUGGCACCAAGGAGCAGCUCAGUCUUUAUUUGUCGAUUCUAUAUGGGGGCUCAAUAGCCAGCUUGAGAAUCUGGUCAGGAUGGCCGAAAUAGAAGCCAACAUACUCCAAGGAUUCAGCCAACGUAAUAUCGUUAACGAAAUUUCGCUUACAGAAGAUACACGGAACAAAUUGGACAAAUCAGCAGCAAACUUUGGCAUUGUCAGCGACGUUAAUAUCAUGGAUAUGUAUCUCAGCGUGGAUGCCAGUGCUAGCGCAAAAGGAACAGACGCUGAAAAGUCGGACCAAUCUCUUAGCCUUGGAUUUUCGACUCCAAGAAUCUCUAAGAAAAUUGGUAAAAGUACCAUUAUAUCGAAAUCUCAUUUUGAGAGCGAAGAUGACGUUUAUGUCAAUAGAACUAUGGACCAUAUCACUGAACUCGACACGUUCCCUUCUAUUAUUGAUAGAGAGUAUCAGGUCGAGUUUGGACAGAGUGCAUCUCUCAAAGAAUCUCUCAAAGAGUACCGAAAAAUCAUCCAAAGGGUUCGACUUCCAGCUCAUUUUGAAAUUAUCGGGGAAAAGUCUGAGUUGAUAGAGGACAUUUCUACACUCAUCGAAGAGUACACCACGGGAUACGAAGAUGAGUCCGACUGGGAUGACGACUAA
Messenger RNA from Sungouiella intermedia, 1479 nucleotides. Lineage: Eukaryota; Fungi; Ascomycota; Pichiomycetes; Serinales; Metschnikowiaceae. The record is from the annotation of a GenBank genome assembly.